CAUCCAUCAUGAUGCCUUCUCACUGCAUGAAGACAUUGAAUUUACCAAUAUAACAAUAAUCAUGAAGACCUCAUUUGAAGAGGAAAUAAGGCAAAAAUCAUCAAGUGCAAGAAGAAAAGGAAACAACAGUAACAAUAAUCAAGAUUAUGAUAAGAAAGAAUCAGCAGCUUUGAGAUGCCCUAGAUGUGAUUCCACCAACACCAAAUUUUGCUAUUACAACAACUACAGUCUUACACAGCCUCGCCACUUCUGCAAGACUUGCCGGAGAUAUUGGACUGAGGGUGGAGCCUUGAGAAAUGUUCCAGUUGGUGGUGGCUGCCGGAAAACCAAAAAGCUCAAAUCUUCUUCCUCUUCUUCUUCUUCUUCCUCCGCCAAAUUCUUCACUGGAAUCUCGUCGCUGCCGCCGCCAUCCGUUGAUUUUGGUGCCAUUGGAGGAGGUUCUUCCUUGCAUCUCGCAUCUUCAAUUGAAUCUUUGAGCUCUCUAAAUCAAGACCUUCAUUGGAAAUUACAACAACAACGCUUCGCUAUGAUUUUUGGAGAUCAUGAACAACAACAACAACAACAAAACAAGGAUAAUCAUCAAAAUCACAAAUUUUUUCAACCCAUUUUGUUUCACAAUCUACAUCAUCAAAAAUCAGCUGCUCCAUUUACAACAACAACAACUACUACUACUACUACUAGUGAUGACCAAUGGUUGUUUCCAAAUCAAGUGAUUGCUACAAACAACAUAGCUUCAAGAUCAGGUGAUGAUGGGAGUGUGUGGAAUAAUGAUAAUAAUAAUCAUCAUAAUAAUAAUCAUAAUCAUGGUGGAGUAGUUCAAGCUUGGGAAGAUUUGCCUCAUUUCACUACUGCCUUCCCCUAAAAGUAGAUCAAACCACGGGGGAAUAAUAAAUUUGCAUAUUAUAUAUGCAGUGUUCUUAUAUAUUUUUAAUCCAAUUUACUUGUGUUUCUAAUUUACUACUUUUUAUUCUGUGUUUCAUUCCAAAAAGUAUGAUUAUAAGAAGAAAUUAGUGUGAGAUAGCAUUUUCCAUAACUUCAUUUGUUUUUGCUUUUUAUGCUGAUUAAAUCCCAUGUUGUAUUUAGGUUAUUUCAUUCAAAUAUAUAUAUAA
This is a messenger RNA of Benincasa hispida (wax gourd), 1109 nucleotides long. RefSeq lists its product as uncharacterized. NCBI's taxonomy places the organism in Eukaryota, Viridiplantae, Streptophyta, Magnoliopsida, Cucurbitales, Cucurbitaceae. Gene Ontology annotation, biological process: regulation of DNA-templated transcription. The record is from RefSeq and is a predicted model, not a curated record. Gene Ontology annotation, molecular function: DNA-binding transcription factor activity; DNA binding.